UUAGACUCUGCGCAGGCGUACUGCGCGAACCAGCGACAUAGACUGGCGAGGCUGCUCUAGGGUAACAGCUGUGCAUUGAGAGCUACCGUCGCUUGCUAUGGUGUCCAAAACAAGGGACAUAGUUCAUCUCGAGUGCCCGUGAGUCAGGAGAGGAAGUGGCCGCCCGCUUUUACGAGUUGGGAGACGUGCCAAGGAUGACAGAUGACUCAAUUCAGCUCCAUGUGCCUGUUAUUCGGCAGCAAUAUCAUUGGGACUGUGGGCUGGCCUGCUCCAGGAUGGUUCUGAGGUAUCUCCAUCCUGUGGAUGAAGAAGAGUUUCAGAAUGCUUGCUGGGAGCUGAAGCUGACUGAAAGUGUGUGGACUAUUGAUCUUGCAUACCUGUUGUGCCUCUUGGGAGUAAAGCAUAGGUUUUGCACCCAAACACUAGGAGUGGAUAAAAACUACAGAAACCAGUCAUUUUAUAAGAAGCAUUUUGAGACAGAAGAAGACCGAGUGAAUGAACUUUUUAAUAAAGCUGAUUCCAAUGGAGUGGUUGUUGAAAAAUGCUCUGUGACUAUUCAGGAGAUACAAAAUCAUUUGAUACAAGGACAUGUGGCCAUUGUAUUGGUGAAUGCUGUUCUGCUUGUCUGUGACCUCUGCUCGACUCCUGUCAAGUAUUGCUGCUUCCUUCCUGUUGGCCAGAAGUGCUUCUGCAGGAAACCUGACUAUCAGGGACAUUUCAUUGUUGUGUGUGGCUUCAAUGGGGCCACCAACAGUAUUUAUUAUAACAACCCGGCCUACUCCGACCGUGUGUGCUGCACCAGUAUCAGUAACUUUGAAGAGUCACGAAAGAGCUAUGGAACUGAUGAAGACAUUCUGUUUGCUUAUAAGGAAAGUUGAUGGCCACCCAGAGCAAUAAACAGUCACUGUGAUAUUCUUGCUGGUAUUCUGAAUAGGCUAGCAAAACAGAACUCUUCAGCCAUAUUUUGCACAUAACUUGUAAAAGAGCUGUAGUCAGAGUUUCUUUUCUAAGACUUGGCCAGUUUCAUUGGAUGUAUAUAUUAAUGAAAAGGGAAAUAUUUAAGGACAAACUCAGAAAUAUGGGGUUUACAAAAGGGAAACCCAAUGGAAGAGAAAAGUAAAACCUGUGAUAUUUUCAUAACCUGCUAUCCAAAAAAACAGUUCUAUCCGGGUUUGAAUAUAAUCCAGUGUAAUGAAUCCCUUGUUCAUAUAUUUAUCCUAUAGCAGAGAUUAUCUGGUUAUACCCUUCAGUGAUAUUUUGGCACAGGAUUUGGGUUGAAGAAAAAAAAACAAAAAAAACAGACAUCCUCCUUUGCUAUCUGUUAAGAAAUAUACAGGGAACCUAAGCCAAAGUCUUGGUCUUUAAAAACUAUGUAGUUCUUACAGAAUCUAAUUAUUCUGAAUGUACAUGCUUUUCAUUACUUGUCUCAAAUACUGAGGUUUACAUGAAGACAUCUUCAACUAGAAAUGUCGCACACACUCAAUUCCAGGUAGUAAUGGUGUGUUAGAUUCCGUUACAAGUCAGGUUUGAUUUUUCUUUCUUUUUAAGGGUUCAUUAUUAGUUAUUAGAACCUUUUUUUCAUCAAAUCUAAAUGUAUUAUGAGCAUACUUGAAAUCAAUUUUUGCUACCAAUGGUACUAACAGUAUUUGUUGGAACCCUUCAUUUUUUAAUCACGUUCUUCAUUUCUGCUAUCCAUGAUCCAUUGUGGCACUUCUAGCUUGGUGAUGUGAGCCGUACUAUGUAUGGUUACUGCUGUUUCAUGUUGGUGAGUAAAUGAAAACUGUCUCUUCUGACUGUAGCAGUACCUACUGCCUGUUACAAAAAGUGUCCACUUUUUAAUUCACAGUUUUCUUGCUUUAUUGAUGCAAGGCAUUGUUUCACCACUUUUUAAAAUAUGCACGGAAAUACACUUUCCUCUAACUAUAAAAUAUAUAUACUGUUAACGAAUUGCUCCAAUUAUCAAUAUACUAUUGCUUUGACCCACUAGAAUUGCACACUAGGAAUGUUGCAUUUUAUCAGUCACUGUAAAGCGAUUUGUGAUAUAAAAUGUAGACCUCUGUACAACCUGAAAAGCAUGAGACUGCCAUAGAGCCACACUUCUGAAUUUCUAGCUCUGAACAGUAGAGUCUGUUGGUGGCUUUCCAGUUAGCUGCUCGGGCCAAAUUGGAGGCAUGUUCAUUCAUUGUCUUUACAAAGCCAUAGGAAUAUCUGUGUGGAAGUAAAUUAAAGAGAGUCUGGAUGGUUUUUACAAAUUAGUCUGUCAGCACUACUGCAACAUUCACUUUGUUAUCCUUCAAUGAGAAGAGUAAAAAAGGUACAUGGGUGAUAUUAAUUCAGCAAGGAGGUAGCAUUUUUUUUGUCAGAUAACUAUUUUUUUACAGUAAAGAUCCCUUUCCGUUCUUAAAUAGUCACAGAAUAUUUUACUUUUUGUUUUAUUAAAUCUUGCCUGUUGUUAGCAAAGGGAUUGCACUGUUAACAACCACAGAAGAAUGCAAGAUGACGUUGGCACUGUUUAAAUUUCAAACAGGAUAAUUUUUUUUUUCGAUAAAGAUCAAGAUGUUUUAAAAUGUAUAUUUUUAAUUGCAUUGAUCAAUAAAAUGUCAUAUUUAACACUAA
This is a messenger RNA of Polypterus senegalus (gray bichir), 2616 nucleotides long. RefSeq names its product guanylyl cyclase domain containing 1 (gene gucd1). Bases 195 to 878 code for a protein of 227 amino acids. Lineage: Eukaryota; Metazoa; Chordata; Cladistia; Polypteriformes; Polypteridae. The transcript is spliced from 6 exons. The record is from RefSeq and is a predicted model, not a curated record.